UUCAUGUGUUGAUUUUAUUAACCUUGAACGAUGCGUGUUCUGCGCGUGCGUGAAUGAAUAAAAACCGGCAACGCCGGCCGGUUUCGAACAUUCAGCAUUCCUGCGAGCCUGUAGCAACUUGUCGUUCUGCUCAGUUUUCUACAUUUCAUCUCAGUGAAUCAGCCAUGGCUCCUACAUACAAAAUCAUCUACUUCAACGUGACGGCAUUGGGCGAGUCGUGCCGCAUGUUGCUGAAGUACGCUAACAUCGACUUUGAAGAUGAGCGUAUCGAGACUGACGACUGGCCAAACCACAAAGCAAAGAUGCCUUUCGGACAAAUGCCGAUUUUGGUAAUCAACGGCAAGCAAUACCAUCAAAGUCUUGCUAUGGCACGUUAUUGCGCCAAGCAGGCUAAGCUUGUCGGCAAGGAUGAUCUGGAGGAUCUCGAAAUUGAGAGCAUCGUUGAAACCAUCAACGAUUUGAGGCUUAAAAUUGCUCUGUACAGCUACGAGAAGGAUGAAGCCAUCAAGGCAUCGCGCAAGGCUCCUCUCUUCGAGGAGACCAUCCCAUACUACUUGGAACGUAUCGAUAAGAUUGCCAAGGAAAACGGUGGACAUCUUGCCGUGAACAGGCUUACCUGGGCCGACAUCUAUCUGACUUCUAUAUUGGAUUACAUCAACUUCAUGAUUGAGGGUGACCUUUUGGAGAAAUACAGCAACUUGCAAAAGGUACGCGAUACUGUCCUCGCCAUUCCACAGAUCAAGAAGUGGAUUGAGGAGCGUCCCAAGGGAUGGUGCUAAACUACAGCUUCGAAUAAAUCAAAACGUUUGAAAAAACGCUAAACGUACUAUAUAUUUUUCAAUAAAUGCACUUCUACUUGUAAUUAAAA
Dalotia coriaria is the source of this 868-nucleotide messenger RNA. RefSeq names its product glutathione S-transferase-like. The record is from RefSeq and is a predicted model, not a curated record. Gene Ontology annotation, molecular function: glutathione transferase activity. The coding region runs from base 54 to 779 and encodes 241 amino acids. Gene Ontology annotation, biological process: glutathione metabolic process. Lineage: Eukaryota; Metazoa; Arthropoda; Insecta; Coleoptera; Staphylinidae. The transcript has 5 exons.